AUGGCUGAGGCUGCCCACAUUGAGGAGGUCCCUCCCCACUUGGAGUGCGCGAUUUGCUGGAAGCUACUUCUCGAGCCGGUGUCCGUGCCAUGCGGCCACACAUUUUGUCAAGGCUGCCUUGCCCAGGCACUUGGAUACAGGAAUGUUUGCUCUGUAUGCCGGGCACCAGUUCCUCCUGGACAAGCUGUCAAUGUGCUAAUUCGUAGCAUGAUUGCGGAGCAGUACCCUCGAGCAUUGGCACACAGGCGGCAGGAACAGCAGGAGGAAUUGCGCGAAGCAGACGACAAUGCUGCGGCUCAGCGCCGGGAAGAGGUUAGAAAUGAUGGCCCCAGUGACGAAGCCCUGAUUUUGCCAAUUCUUAGGAGCGUAAAGUUUGCACUUCCGCACAGCCGUGUGGAGCACGAUACUUCAGGCCAAGAUGAGCUUGCCAUUAGCCAAGUCUCUGGAACCUCAGAAGUCUUGCACAACCAGUAG
Durusdinium trenchii is the source of this 474-nucleotide messenger RNA. Lineage: Eukaryota; Dinophyceae; Suessiales; Symbiodiniaceae. The record is from the annotation of a GenBank genome assembly.